GAGGGGGACAGAGGGGGGCGGGGGGCGGGACGCGAUGGGACGGGGGACGGGCACGACCACCCUUUCAGGUGGACAGGACAAAUGCUAGGAGGCAUGGGGGGAAUGAAAUGAGGUAGAUGAAGGAAGGGCAGCCCCCUCUAUUUGAAGAGAAUGCAAAAGGCCAUCCAGCCUUAAACCCCUGAGAUUAGAGGCAAUAUUUACUAAAGGCCGGUAGAUGCUCCUUUAACUUGAUGGCCGGGAUGUGCUUCAAAGUCCCGAGUCCUGAAGUGCACAGGUUACCCCCUCUCCUGCUCCUCUCUUCACAGUUGUUACCGCGCAGGUACCUCCAGGCCCUGCCGCGGCGCCCACGUCCCAUCGCCCUCGGGGCAGGGAUCGGAUUAGCUCCGGGCUGCGAGCAGGGGGCUCGGCUCCGCGCUCCCCAAAGCCCUUCCAGCCCUCCUCCACCCUACCCACUCUUCCCUCGGGCUAAACUAGCCCUUCAGACGGGGUGCCGUCCUAUGUAGGUGGUGAUAAUGAUAUUGCUUUUUCGGGUGCCUUAUGCUCAGAAACCAUGUGAGUCACGGUGCUGAGACAUAAUACUACAGGUUCCCAAUAAACACGGACGGAGGCCUGAAUGCGGAUCCACUGAUAUUAACCUCCACUUGGCAAACACCAGAAUUAAGUCAAAUCCUUGAAACAAACAAAACUCUGGAAUCAGCAGAGGAAAACAACAUAUGAAAAUAUGUCUUGAAGGAAAUAAAAUAUAUAGAAGCACUGGAUUAAACCCCUGCUUUCUCAAAUGGUCAAACUACACUCACGGAAAUUGGGACAAGCCCCAGUGGAAUAUCUAAGAAAUAUUAAAAUUGCGGUCUUCAUGCAUGCACCUUCCCUUUUUUCCUAAUGGAAGAGGUGUACAUGUCUGAAAACAGAGACCCUUACGGCGGUGGGUUGCUCAUUUCAGCAUUUGAGGUGUGUGGAGCGUGGUUCCCCCCUAGCAGCACGUACGCGGGGAUGCUGGCAGGAGCGCAGCUGCCGCAGCGACCCCGCUGUCCGCCCCCCCGCCGGGUGACCUCGGGGCGGUGCUGCCUGGCUCUCCAGAGCCCAGCCCCGCGGGAGCAACACCCGAUGGGACGCCGGGCAGCCCACGCUGGGUCACUCUGUACCUGGAAAAAAGGGCAGGCACAAAGCCGGCCACGCUCAUCGGAUGCUGCUACAGACCAUGGAGGCGUUUCACCGGGCGGAGCAACCGCGGAGCCGGCAAAGCCGCUCUCGGGGCCGGCCCCCCGGCUGGGAUGCCCUCUGCCCGGGAGCGGAGCCGGGGGUUGUGCAAAGCCUCAGCGCCUCCUGUUGUCCAGCUGCGGGCUCAGCUCCCUCCUGAGGUUGCUCCCAGAGGGCGAGCUGUUAGUGCAACCUGAAGAAAGUGCAGGCUGAGGUGAGCACUGCUUUACCCGGAUAGAUGGGACCGGGGUCUCAGCUGUUGGCCCAUCUGCGCUCUGCCAAGGGUGCAGACAUAAAAACUGACCUAAAAAAUACGGAAAUAUGUGUGUGUGGAGCGGGGGCAGGACUUUCAGGGGAGACCGUGUUACCAGCGCUGCCGGGAAGAGCUGGGCCCCGCAAAGGUCCCUCAUCAAGGGUCUGGGUUUGGGAAAUCUCGUAGCUGUCCUCGCCCCGGGAAGCCUCCCCGCAGUGCCCACGGGGCCCGGAGCUCCAGCGCCGCCCGCAGGCUCUGCCCCACGCGUGGGCCGGGCGGCCGGUGCCGGCGGCGGGAGCUUUAAUUUUAACGUGGAGCGCUGUUUCAGCUCCUUCCGCUCUAAUUUCCCCCAGCAGCGUCUGUCUGCCCCUCGGUUUGACUUGCAGGGUUUUACUCGAUUUUACCCGAAAUACCAUCGUCUUUCGGACGAGAUUCUCUCGGCAGUGCUUGCGCGGGCCAGGCGUUUAGCUGGGGAAGGAGCUGCGAGGUUCUCUCCGCAUCGGUAUGUAUUCCCUGCUCUGUGCCCUACAGCCUUCUUUUGGCUCUCCCGCACCUGUGUCCUGCAGAGGCACCUCAACCCGGCUUUACAGAGUGGUCCAAGCCUGUGCAGCGGCUCGCCGAAAACACCGUGGGACCCCGUCAGCCUCCCCCACCUUCUCCCCACGAUGGGAAGUCUCUCUUCCGGUCUGUUUCCAGGCUGAAAUCCUUCCCCAUACAAGCGGGCAAACAGCAACCCUCUGGGAAGGUGCCUGUGCCCGGAGCCGGGUGCUUUGGACGGGGAGGGAUCCUGGGUCGGUGACCGCCGGUAGCGCUUCUGCUUCGGGGGGGAGCCCGCAGAGGAGGCGUCCGGUCGGGGGCUGUUUCCCCCCUCGCACAGGCACAGCAGCCCCAGUUCUGUGCUAUGUGGGUGAGCUCUCAUUCAGAAGAGCCUGUGGGGGUCCCCCAGACACACCCGGAUUUGCCCCCGUCGGGGCGGCCGCUCCGCGCCCCUGUCCCCGAGCUCACGGGCGAGAAGCGGCUCUUCCCCUCGGGCCAGGGCCCGGGCAGACGAGGGCAUUGCGUGGGGUCAGCAUUUGCUUCUGGGCUUCUGCUGUGUGAGAGUGAUUUUCCAUUCUUCGGCCGUGAGGAUCAGUGGCCCCCUUCCUCCGACCGGCCCUAGGUAGGGCAGCCGGUUUGCCCACAGCGCCUCUUCCAGCCCCGCAGCCGCGCUCUGGCUCCCUGGGCGGGCUGGACAUGCCCUCUCCAUCCUCGGAAGGAAGAACCGGGCAUCUCUGCCCGCGGGUUUCCAGCCCCCUCAGCCGGCUCCGGAGCUCCGGGCCCGGGCAGAGCCGCCCGGCUGCGGCGGCAGCGCGGCCCCGCCGAGCCCCGGCCCCGCCGCGCU
Molecule: messenger RNA, 2831 nt
Organism: Oenanthe melanoleuca
Lineage: Eukaryota; Metazoa; Chordata; Aves; Passeriformes; Muscicapidae
Exons: 3
Coding region: 1519-2151 (210 amino acids)
Source: RefSeq, a predicted model, not a curated record